UUUUUGUUGUUGUAAAGUGUGUGAGCAUGAAGGCUUCAUCCUGCGCAUUUGAGCAGUGAUACGGGAGGUGGGGAGGGCCCUCGGGGCGAGCACACCCCUACCGCCUGUGUCAGAGUAUUUCAGAACAGAGGCCAGCAUUUAGUCAUUCUGCAUGAAAGCUGCACACACACUCGUCUGCUCAAGUCCACUCUAACUUGUGGACUAUAGGAGGACUUUUUUUCUGUUUCCUGCGGAUCCGGGGACCACGAUUUGAUUUCCUUUCGUCAUUCCUGUAGAAACUGUGCGUCGUGACCACAGGAUACUUUUACGCACAAUUAUUUAACACUCACAAGGACAAUGCCUCGAUCUUUCUUGGUCAAAAAGUACUUCGCUAAACAAAAGCCAAACUACAGUGAACUGGAAUGUCAGAAUGACACUUCACUGGAGAGGUAUCCUCUUGCUGAGCUCUCAUCAGGGGACAACACCUCCACUGCCACCUGCUUCACAACAGGUCUGGUGUGGGACUUGAGUGUCCUGCCCACCCUCUACCUGCCCACCUCCCAAACAGAGCCCUCUGCCACCCCGGGCCCCCUGGACCUCAGCUCCCCAUCCAGCCUCAGCAGCAGCGCCAGCAGUUGUGGAGAGGAGGAUGAAGGGCGCACCUCAGACCCCCCCAGCCCCGAACCCGUACACACAUAUGCCCCUCGCCAGCGGAUGAAAUGCACCGGCGUUAUUCCUCAUAUCAGUCCCCCUGAGGAGGAGGAGGAGAGAGAGGUCCCUGUCACAGCCGCCAGGCCAGCCUUCCUCUGCAAACACUGCCCCAAAGAGUACACCAGCCUCGGGGCUCUGAAAAUGCACAUCCGCUCACACACCCUGCCCUGUGUGUGUACCACCUGUGGAAAGGCUUUCUCCAGGCCAUGGCUGCUGCGCGGCCACAUCCGCACACACACAGGUGAGCGCCCGUUCUCCUGCCCCCACUGCAACCGGGCCUUCGCCGACCGCUCCAACCUGCGGGCUCAUCUGCAGACCCACGCAGAGGUGAAGAAGUACCAGUGUGGCAUCUGCUCUCGCACCUUCAGCCGCAUGUCGCUACUGCAGAAACACAGCUCCUCAGGGUGCUGCUCCACCACGGUGUGAGACACCACAAAGAGAGACAGAGGGGACCCACUCAGAGCUCAGGGCAGUGGAGGGCUAGUGGCCACGGAGAGGGGGUCUGCACAAGCCCAGCUGGCCUGUUGACGACCUGUAAGGCCACAAAGAGCAUGAAAUGGCCUGCUUUAAGAGACCUGGAGGGAAUCAAGCCUCAUUAUUGGAUCUGACUUUUCAAGCCUUUUAGCUUCUCUGCUUUGUGAAAAAACAUCUGAGGAGCAGAUUUUUUUUUUUUUAUUCCAAUCUAGAUUGAGGUCUUGAGGCUGGACCAAAUCUGACCAGCGCAAUGCCGACAGUCAUUUGAUAUCAGCCCCUUUGUUGCUAUUGUGCCCAUUCCAAAGACCAAAUAUGUAGUGAACUCAUUGGGGUAAGAGGUGCUCUUUCCUGUCUCUGUCCUGGUGCCGGCCAGCUCAGGAUCAUGGCCUAGACACAGCUGCUGAGAGGUAGGGGUGCGUGGGUGGAAUAAAUCUCUCAGCGUGCCUCACAACACACACACACACACACACACAAAAGCAAAUGCACACACAGCUGUCCCUGGUACUGUGGUGUAGAUAGACGAGGUGCUAACAGGUGCUACAGCCAUGACCUUCGCUGGUUGAUAGCAGGUGACUUCCACUGCCCUUGGUUUGCUUAAGAAAAAAGAGGAAGCAUGUCAUCACAAAAGAAUGGCAUCAGUUAGUCUUUUUUUCACCAGUGGGGAUCAUUUUAAGUCUCUAUUUUGACUACAUCCAAACCUCCUCUUUAAUCUGAUGAUUUACAGAGAUAGGAAAAGCCGUUCUGUCUGUUAUGUUCCAAAGAAGCUUCACUUUGCAGCACCCCUGCAACGUUGAUGACAAUACAAGCCAUGUAUUCAAGGUUACCACAGUGUUAAUAAUAACAGCCAAAGCCAUAUUUUGUAACUUAAAUGAAUUUGUGCCUUGAAAUUGUAUUACUUUUGAAACCAAAAAAUGUGCCUCUUUUACCUCAGUUAGUAUUUGUGGAUUUAAAAUAACCAUUGAUUGCAGUAUUAGUAGAAAUCAUCGCCAAACAGUUUGAAAGGCAAGAAGGCUGGGACCAAAGAUUUUUAAGGUUUACGCCAUGGAGACAUGGUUGUGAAUAUGUGAUCAGAACCCUGUAAAUGGACAGUACAAGGAUGAAUUUUUAAUUUUCCUAAACAUUUUAUGGCAGUGUUUUAUAGUGCAAUGUGCAGAUGACGUGUUAUUUCAAUUUUGUACCAUGCUUGUGUGUUCACUUCUAUUUCUUGUAUGUUGUAACUGAUACAUUUUCAUUCAAUAAAGUAAUUUAUGUUUAUUAAAA
Messenger RNA from Siniperca chuatsi (mandarin fish), 2424 nucleotides. RefSeq names its product snail family zinc finger 1a (gene snai1a). NCBI's taxonomy places the organism in Eukaryota, Metazoa, Chordata, Actinopteri, Centrarchiformes, Sinipercidae. Gene Ontology annotation, biological process: regulation of DNA-templated transcription. The transcript is spliced from 3 exons. The coding region runs from base 337 to 1116 and encodes 259 amino acids. Gene Ontology annotation, molecular function: DNA-binding transcription factor activity, RNA polymerase II-specific; RNA polymerase II cis-regulatory region sequence-specific DNA binding. The record is from RefSeq and is a predicted model, not a curated record.